Talpa occidentalis (Iberian mole) is the source of this 1147-nucleotide messenger RNA. It is a transcript of the gene G6PC1, whose product is annotated as glucose-6-phosphatase catalytic subunit 1. The coding region runs from base 74 to 1147 and encodes 357 amino acids. The record is from RefSeq and is a predicted model, not a curated record. Gene Ontology annotation, biological process: gluconeogenesis; glucose 6-phosphate metabolic process. Gene Ontology annotation, cellular component: membrane. NCBI's taxonomy places the organism in Eukaryota, Metazoa, Chordata, Mammalia, Eulipotyphla, Talpidae. Gene Ontology annotation, molecular function: glucose-6-phosphatase activity. The transcript has 5 exons.
AGAGCAAUCGCCACCAAGUGUGAAUAACUGCAAGGGCUCAGCUAAAAGCCUCUGAGGGGCCAGGUGAGUGAGGAUGGAGGAAGGAAUGAAUGCUCUCCAUGACUUUGGGAUCCGAUCAACGCAGUACCUCCAGGUGAAUUACAAGAACUCCCAGGAUUGGUUCAUCUUGGUGUCGGUGAUUGCAGACCUCAGGAAUGCCUUCUAUGUUCUCUUCCCUAUCUGGUUCCAUCUUCGAGAAGCUGUGGGCAUCAAACUGCUCUGGGUAGCUGUGAUUGGUGACUGGCUCAAUCUCGUCUUUAAGUGGAUUCUUUUUGGACAGCGCCCAUACUGGUGGGUCCUGGACACUGACUACUACAACAACACCUCAGCGCCACUGAUCAAGCAAUUCCCGGUCACCUGUGAGACUGGACCCGGGAGUCCCUCUGGCCAUGCCAUGGGCGCUGCAGGUGUAUAUUACGUGAUGGUGACAUCUACCCUCUCUAUCUUUCGGGGAAAGAAAAAGCCAACCUACAAAUUUCGGUGCUUGAACAUCGUUUUGUGGUUGGGAUUCUGGGCCGUGCAGCUGAACGUCUGUCUGUCGCGAAUCUAUCUUGCUGCUCAUUUUCCCCAUCAGGUUAUUGCUGGAGUCCUGUCAGGUAUUGCUGUUGCUGAAACUUUCCGCCACAUCCAGAGCAUCUACAAUGCCAGCCUCAAGAAAUACUUCUUCAUUACGUUCUUCCUGUUCAGUUUUGCCAUUGGAUUCUACCUGCUGCUCAAGGGCCUGGGUGUCGACCUCCUGUGGACUCUAGAGAAAGCUAAGAAGUGGUGUGAGCGGCCAGAGUGGGUACACAUUGACACCACGCCCUUUGCCAGCCUUCUCAAGAACCUGGGGACACUGUUUGGCCUGGGGCUGGCUCUCAACUCCGGCAUGUACAAGGAGAGCUGCAAAGGCAAGCUGAGCAAGUGGUUUCCGUUCCGCCUCAGCUGCAUCGUAACCUCCCUCGUCUUCCUGCACCUCUUUGAUUCUUUGAAACCCCCAUCCAAAGUCGAGCUUGUCUUCUAUGUCCUGUCCUUCUGCAAGAGUGCUGCAGUGCCCCUGGCAUCUGUCAGUCUUAUCCCCUACUGUCUUGCCCAGGUCAUGGGCCAAUCGGACAAGAAGUCUUUGUAA